UGCAGUUAAUGUAGGACAUUGCGUCUGAUUGCAAUUUUUGUAGUUUGCAUGGCAACUGAUGUGAGGUGUGUUGGAGGUUGUGUCUUGCAUGCUUGAAUGGCUUGAUGGUCAACACUCGCAGCAGUGAAUCGUAGUGUGAGAUGGCACCACCGAUACAAAGCUCUGCGAUAGAUCAGGAAGACCUAAACCUCCACUCCCUGGACGUUCCAGAAGAAGCAAUUUUGGACCUCGCACAUUUGGACUUGGACACUGAAACCGUUGACAGCAAUUUGGAAGCUCUCGGGAACGACGGGAGAUGCCACCGAACGCGAGCGGUAGAACUGCAUCACAAUAGACUUUCUUCGUUUCCGAGGUCUCUGGGAACAUUUUUCAACCUUCACACCCUUGACCUAAGCAAUAAUAGCCUACGAUCCCUUUCUGACGACAUUCUUCGAAUCAGUGGUCUGAAAGUUCUUCUUAUGAGAGGCAACCUGUUGACAGGCGAUUCCCUUCCUAAGGACAUGAGUGCACUGUCGUCGUUGGAAGUGUUAAACAUUAGUGGGAACCAAUUCGUAACGCUGCCGUCUCAAGUACUCGACCUAUUGUCACUUCGAGGACUCUACGUUGGCGGCAACCUGCUUGAAGAUGUGCCCAAAGACAUCGGGAGGCUAGCGAAAUUGGAGACACUGUAUUUGGGAGGAAACGCGAUCCAGGAACUUCCCGCAGAAGUCGGUAAACUGCAAAAUCUGCAAUCGCUUGUAUUGAGCAAGAACAAGUUGGUUACUCUGCCAUCAUCGUUGGCGUGCCUCCGCAAGUUGCGCUCGCUGGCGAUUCAUGAUAAUCUUCUGACUACACUGCCACCCUCUAUCAUCAGACUAGAGAACUUAUAUGAGCUGAGCCUGAGAGGCAAUCCACUGGUGGUGCGCUUCGUAAGGGACAUGACAUACGAUCCACCUAGCUUGCAGGAGCUUGCUGCCCGCUGUGUCAAAAUUAACAAGGUGCCCUUCUGUAGAGAGGACCUUCCGCCAAACAUAUACUGCUACCUCAACUCUGCCCAGCGCUGUGUCAACCCCAAGUGUAAAGGAGUUUACUUUGAUACGCGAGUGGAGCACAUCAAGUUUGUAGAUUUCUGUGGCAAGUACAGGAUCCCGCUGCUGCAAUAUCUGUGUUCUUCGAAGUGCAGCUCUCAGCUGUCCUGCGGCGGUGGCUCAGAGUCGGAAGCAUCAGAAGAUGAAAGCAGUGGCAUAGACUUGUCUCGUCUUCGCAGAGUACUGCUGGGUUAAUGCAUCGCUGCUACUCUUUCAAACAUCACUGCCUUUGGAAGUAGACAACCCCUCGAGCACAUAAGUUUUAUUUGUUUUGUUUUCACAUGGGAGAUAACCUAUAGUUGUUGUUGUUACUACAUAUUUUUAUAGCAAAAAUGCAGGGAGAAAUUGCCUUCUAUUCAUUUCAAAAUCCCGGACAGGAUCCCUCCUUUGUUGCACAUUCUCAUCUAGUCUUUUUUUUGUCCUCCCGAAUUUGUAUCUUGGAUGAGCCGGCAGUUCUCCCUGCAAAUAUGCACGUGUCUCCACAUUUUUGGUGAAUGCCUGUUCAGAAUCUUGCAAUAGUAUUUUACUUGAUACGCAUAUGUUGCCAAUCUGUUUGUGUUUUAGAAUAGUACUAAUGAAGUCAUAAUGCGUUUCCAAAUGGAAAGUUUCAUUUUGAUGUGCAGGUGCCAUAGCUAUUUCCAGUAGCACUCAGGGUGUCUACCAACCUGGAAAACAGGGAAUUGUCAGGGAAUUUUGAUGUGACCGGAAAGGUCAGGGUAUUGUCAGGGAAUUUGGCCAAAACGCAGCUGAAGUGAGGGAAGAUCGCAGACAAGUGCCGUGAUGAUGCGCGGCGAAUCGUGAGUGUCGAUUGGUGGUUGAGCGGCGAUGGCGCAGCUAGGGUUACCACCAGGCCGGUAUUAUACCGGCACGGCUGGUUAUUUGGGCGCUCUGCCGGUAGGAAGGCGAUACCGGCAGCCUUUUCCCUUCAACAUUCCACUACAGCUUGAAUAAAUCUGGAACACAGACCCAGCUCCGCAGUCACCUUUUUCUUAGUUAGUCAACACCCUUAGUUAGUAACACACUUAGUCAACAGUUUUCUUAGUUAUUCAUUCUUAUUAUUAUCAUUGUUAUUUCUAGCAUCAGUGAUACAGCCACACACAGGAACAUACGUUUCCUGGUAUUAUCUUGAGCGAGCACGCUCUCUCUCUCUCUCUAUGUGUGUGUGUGUGUGCUCGUCCACACCUCACCCACUUUCCCUUUUCCACGAGCCUUUCCCUCUAUUCCACCUCCUCUCCCUCAGCCGGUAUUUUUCACUACGAAAGGUGGCAGCCCUAGCCGCAGCAAUGUUACCGCAAGUAACAGUUCACCAGUACGACACACUCUGAGGCAGAAAAGUAGGAUAGCCUCACUAAUACGUAAUAAAUGGUCUGUUUUAUGAGGAAUCUGUAUCAGAACAUAGGAGCAGGCACCAAGUUCCCUUUUGUUUUUGGCAGGGAAUUCGCUUGAAACAGUCAGGGAAUUUGAAGGCUGUAUAGUUUGGUAGACACCCUGGCACUGUACUUGUCAAGAAGCACUGGGCUUUUGGAUGCUAUGUAUGUGACUUUGUGUGUGUGAUAUUGUGGGUCUUAUUCCAAAAUAGUUAUGGGGUCGAAGAGCCACGUGGCUUUCAUGCACGUUUUGUAACGUUCUUGCGUGUGUAUUCGAUACGCAAAGUCUUCCUUGGCUCCGGGGAAUGCUGUUUUUGAAGCAUUUAAAAAGACAGGCAGCGAUUCCAAAAUGGGGAAUUUGCCUUGGGAGGAGUAGCUAGUUACCGAAGGAAAGGACAUGCCUCAUGCCUUCCCAUGAAGCGGCAUGUACUUCAAUUGAUGCAAGACAUAGAUAUGCAUGCUUAGGGAACAGAGCACAAGGUUUCUAACAUAAUCCAUCAAACAGUACCGUAAUUUCACGCGUAUAAGCCGCACCGCAGAUAAGCCACAGGACGCGUUUUUAGGAAAGCUUUAAAAUUUUUCUAGCAGAUAAGCCGCACUCGCAGAUAAGCCGCGGGCAAUACGAGACGACUGAUUUGUGCGGCAAAGGAGAUCAUAGAGAAGGACAUAAACCCUGUGGUCCAUACUCCGGGGUCAGCUCUAGAGUUCUACCAAGAUCGGAUUGUGUCCUUGUUAGGCGUUUUUCAUGGAUUGAAGGAUCAGUGGCCUUCCAGAAGACUUGAAUCACUGUCACCACUUUCCUUAAAGCUGCUUGGGGGAAUGCACCAGGAAGAUCAAUCUACUCGAAUGUGGACCCGUCCCUGUUACGCACUGUUCGUGCAUCGGCAGGGCAGUGCUGUUCCAGAGACACUGUCGGCCAUUUCGUUAAAACCGGCGUAUGGGGAAAAUACCAGGAAAAAAUCGUCAUCAGAUAAGCCGCACCGGUGGAUAAGCCGCAGAGCGCCCGUGACAAAACAAAUCGUGCAUAAGCCGCGGCUAAUACGCGUGAAAUUACGGUACAAUUUCACAGUUCCUUUAAGGUCACUAGCUAUGACUGAAAAGAGCCUUCUCAGCUUUACAGGAUUCACUUACCUCAUGAUGCACAAGCAGGUGUCCCUAGUAACACAAAAUGUUGCCGGAACAUUGUUACAAUGUUGCCCCCAAACGUUGUCAAAACGUGGCUAAUGUCCUUUUGAAGCCACAUCCUAGUAACGUUACAUGCGAACAUUGCUCCAACAUUGCCAGAAUGUUUAAAUUAGCUCUGCAACGUUGCUGCAAUGAUACUGCCACAUGAUGACAACAUGCUUUCAACAUUGUUCCAACAUUGCUGCAAUGUUACUGGCAUAUUUUUUCUCGUGGAGCCAACGUUAUUCCAACAUUGCCCCAACAGUAAAGCCACUAUUACUGAACGUUCAGGUAACAUUACAGGAAUGUUGCCACCAGAAUGAUGGCGGCGGAAAAUGCCGGCCCAUGAAGCACAGUGUCUCCGCAUGCAAGAACUGAACCACAUGCUGAGAGUUUAUGUUGGGAAAAGGGCGAGCACUGCAUCAGUUCCCCCUUCAUCUUGCUAUGUUACCAUGGGGAAGAGGUAUUAUACUUACAACGCUAGGUCAAGAGGAAACCAGUAUAGUGCUCCCACUUUUCCGAGCAGACACUCCCAGCGUGUGCUACGAUUUGGAUGCGAAGCCACCGUGUGCUGUGCGCCAGCAUUGUCUGAAACCCUUUACGGGUCAAUCCCAGCAUGCCCUCAGCCCCUGUUUACGGUCCUCAGAAAUAUUCUGGCUCCACCGUGGGACUUGUGGGUGGCUCAGAUAUGCGAUUAUGACAGGCUAAUGGCGCUCAGGUAGAUUAUGGUGCAAAGCUUUUUAUUUUAAAAAAGCUUUAUUUAUGUGUACAGUUACACAGAUGGUGCUUGUUCCUGAGGGCUGCUGUUCCUGAAAUGGAAAUGUGAAACAUGUUUAACAUAGUUUAAAGCAACACAUGACGGUGGCCGCAAAAUGCAACACCAAUGUUGGGCGAAGCAAAUGAAACACCCAGAGCAAUGUAACCACUGAAGAAAACAAGCAUAAAAUGUACCAGAAGGAACCCCCUGUACUGGCAUUCCAACUUCCAACCGAAUAACCGAAGUGUUUGUUAUAUAUUUGAAAACUACUUGUUUCGAUUUGAACGUGAUUUGACACUGGACCUAUUCGAUUUCAUAAGACAAUGCACCAUUUGCACGGGUCUACCUUCCAAUGUUCCAUACGCUAUCACUAUACAUGUGGCACUAAACAUAUACACACAGCAGGGCUUGCACUCAUCCCAUUGCUCCCAUUGGAAAUGAGGAGGAAGCAUAAUAAUGAGUACAUAUCUCUCAUACCGUUUCUUCACCCUUGAUGGAGCAUAGCGUAGCCAGUCUGCAACGUACGUCUUCAGAUGUGUGUCAGUUUCUUCCGGGAAAUGCUUCCGUACUGCGCCUUGUAUUGUCGAGAAAACAAAAAAAGGAACGAAGUCAGCUCACAAAUUACGUGUACUUUUUUCCUAUUUACCCCCAAAAAGCACUCUAUUAGCAUAGUCAUGCCAUGUGUGGGUUCCACAUUUGUGAAUUCACACCUUCAGUUAAAUGCUUCCUGCACAGCCCAAAGCUGAACCAGUUUCCGACGUUCUGCCCCAUCUGCGGAGGGCAACAUUGUUGUCAAAAAAGCACCCCAAAUAUCUCCAGAACAUUUGUCGUGACGUCGCAUGCCAUUUCUAUCCUUUUCUCCUUUACUCUUAGUUGAGCUCACAACCAGGUAAAAAUCAGGAUGUUUCACUUCAGUCGUAAGAGAACACAAUAGGCUGCUUGUCCAGUAGCCAAUCAACCUUGCCAGGAAAUCAAAGCUUGCAGAAACGGGCAAUGACAACAUACUCCACAUAAAUAAUUGGAAAACAAAACCUAAGCUUGAGCGAAAAACGACUAUACAGUAAACUCUGAACAACUCGACGCCCCCAGUAUCCACCACUGUUUGUUUAAGUUAAACAGUAAUUUGAGUUAUUAAAUGCAUUGUACAACAAAGUAGAUAGACCAGGAAAAUCAUGGUGGUUUGAGUCAAGCAUAAAUUUCAACUUAUCCGAUUAUGACUUAAAGGGAGCUCGCUGUAUUUUAAAACUGUUCUGUUUUGAAGGUAAGCUCUACUAGCUGUGGCUGUGAACUUGGAGACAAGGAGAACGUUUUUAGUCACCUUCAAGUUUGUUUUGGUUUUGCGUUUAGUUUUGGUGUAGAAGCACUUUAAAAACUGGACCAGCAGGCUAUGUAUUCUUGUCAUAAAUGUUAUAGAACCUGCUAGCUAGGUAGUUCUACGACAGAUAGCAAUGCCAGUUUUGAGUCCAAGUUGAACAGCCAACCACUAAGAGAAACUAAUGCUCCUUUUUACAUCCCUGCAGUUCAGUAGAUGUUGUACAAGAAUGCUAUUUUAGAUCACUUGAAAGCAAUGCACACAACUACACUGCCUCCAGUGGGCUAUUGGCAACUGUGAUGACAACCUACCAGUGACGACGUCCAACAGCUUGUGGCCCAAAAAGGCUUGUUUGCCUUUCCUUCCAGUCAUGCAGAAGCCUUGAGCAUACGAGUCCACCAUGCACCGCCGCAUGAUGUGACGCACACAGUCUUGCGGUGAAGCCCCGCCAAUAGUUGAGAGGUAGGACACCUAUGGAUGAGAAUGGACUGUCACAUACGAAGGGGAAGAAUUAUUGCUACAAAAUGGGCUGCUCAGCUUGGGAAAAUUGGACAUAACUGGGUUAUUAUUAUUUUUUUUUCAUUUGCACUACCAUUGGCCAUAUUCACAGUCUGAAUUACCCGUGCAUUUUAUUGCCCACCUGAAAGUGCGCAAUCAGUAGAUGCUUCCGUAAGCAAAAAUACUGAUGGCAUAGAGCAUUAGACAAAAAUAAUUACAGGAAAUGCAAGCUGUCCUUACAAGAUCAGAUCUGCUUUUGGGUGCAUAGAACUGUUUCUCAAGCUCAUCAAGACUGCUGCUGGAUGCUAGAGGUAGCAGUUCGAGCACUUGACUGUCUGGUGGCUCAGGUGCUGCUGGUGGAAUGUGUGCUGAGAGCGCCGUUUCAAUUCUUUUCAGACUCCCUGCUUGUAUAGCUAGUUGUGUCUUUAUCCCCUUCAAUACCUUGAGGGUCUUGUGCUCUAAUGCUGCAAAAGACAGAGGAAUGACAUUUCAGAAUCUAUGCCACAGCUGAGACUGCGAAACAGUGCAGUGUCUGAGGGCUUUUAACUGUAGGGGUAGCUAUUGACGACAACAGGAUUUCUUUGCCCUCCAGUACAACUCGAUCUCUACACAAAGGUACGCAGCUGAUAUGGUCUCAUAUAAACGAAUUACGUACAGCUAUAAUGUGAACAUAACGUUUAAAAGCACAGUUGAAGAUAAGUGUUACAAGGUGCAAGAUAAUUUGUCAAGGCUGUACUUACAAGACUUCGUGGGACUUUCUCUGGCCCUCACUUCAUGGUUUCUUGGCCCUUGUGACAGUGACCUUGGGGGAGAGAGUGAGCGAGGAACCGACGCAGUUUGUGAAGUGCGAGGCUGAGAUCCUGGUAUCUUUGGAGGUCGUGGGCGUGGAAUACACUGCGCUGUGAGUUGCUGUUCAGCAGGAGGUUCUGCCAUUUCGUCUGAAACGCCUCCAUCCACGGCGUUCAUGCUCUCUUCGUCAGAAGAUAAAAAGCGUUGUGGUCGGCGACGCUUCCUCUUGAGGAUGCAGAUUUCGUCAUUGUCGUUGUCGCUUGCUAGGUCUGACGUGAUCGCUGCCUGGCGCUCUUUUUGUCUUGCCAUUUCAUAAGUCUCUGGGAAAAAAAUAACAAGGUUAUUGGCGCUUCCACAGAUGAUGUAAAUGACAACCUACCGCACUGAUAAAGCACCCGACACUUGUGUUCCGUCCAGUGUUUCACAGGCUUUUCACAAUUCCGUAUUGCAUUUGCCAGCUUGGCAGCAUUCUUGUAUGGUGGCCACAUUGCAGUGCCAUGUGGAGUGACCCACAGUGUAGGAAUUGCAGAAACCUCGUCACGUUCCUCAUAGAACACGAUACUGUACUGCGCAGUUCCUAGAACAGCGGAACAUGGGAUUGAUGAUGAUGCUUUGUUUGAAAAACAGUAACAAAGAAAAGUUCAAAGAAAUGUCAAACAACAGUGCAUGACACUGUGCACAGAACGCCCUCUAGUUGAUUUUUCAUAGCACGUCGCAAAGCUUAGGCAGUGCUUUUGCUGGUAAAGUCAACCGCUGAUCCGCAUCAGAUCACGGCAACACAAAAAUUACUGCCCGUGCCUCAGGACAGUUUAACAAAAAAAAAAAAAAAAAAAGAGGAUGUAAGGGGCCCUCCAGUGGUGCAUGACGUAUUACUUGCAUGUGUGCAAGAGAGGAAAUAUAGCGUAGCGGCCUGGUCCAGCUGGCAGGCACACACAUUUGUGCUGAAUGUCGUCUACACUCCAGACAGCAUAAUCUGUUGAAGGGCCCGUAACUGCAAAUAUGCCCAACUCAGAGGAUGUCAGCGGCUGAUGAUAUAGGUUCUCCAGCUUUGGAAAAUACCGUCCGCAGAUGCUCACACCACUUGCAGUACUUAUAAUGUUUACAAUCCAUACAAUGUGGCCAUCCUUCAGCUUUGCACAGCAGUCUGUUCUUGAAAGCUUGAAAACAGUGUCUCCAAUUUGAAGCAUGGAGUACUGAGUGCAGGUGAUCCCUGCAGGGGUUGGCCCGUUGGAAUGCUGUCGUGAGGGCUCACAUGACAACGCUGGUGGACGCCCUAACCUGCACAUCAAUUGCUUUUCGCUGAGGCGGUGGACAGCCUGCUGCAGAGCCCUGGCGUGAGAGUUCAGUAACGAUUUGAUUUCGUGUAGAAAAUUCUCGAACGGGAAUGCUGAAUACGCGUCAAGUGGGCCGAACCUUCGCACGUCAUUCACGACGUGAAGCAAGGAAUGGACGUUAUACACGUAAAUUCCACUUCCGUAGAGCUCACCAGCCUCAGCUACGAACUCCUGAAGAAGACGCUCUGCAGUAUCAAUGUGUGUCACGGAGAACUUCCUGCAGACCAGAAUCGUCAUGGAGACAUUGAACUUCAUGAAAUGUUUGAAAUGAGCACGCCCCAGGGUGCCUUGUAAAGCUACAGCUCCGUAAUAAAGCAGGAAGUUGCGAAAUUCAACUGCUUUCCAGAGCUCCACGACAUGGAGUGCUCUUGGCCUUCGUUUCAUGUCGCUGGGGACGUGGGCAUUUAAACGAUUAAGAUAUUCCGAGACUUGUUUCUUUGACAGGUUACUCAUCUUUGCUGGGUGCGGCUUGCUGGACGUCCAGUACUGAGUCAGCAAUUUCUUCAUUACUCCCAGGCACACUAAAUGCAUGUAAUCUAACGGGAAACGACUCACAAGUCCCACAUUUAAGGAGAGCAAAGGAGAAUACCCAUGGUGGUGAUCUGGUUGUUGUUGCACUUUAAAGCUCUCAUCAGUACGUAGUAGACUUCCGCACUCAGGGUAGAUGACCUUGUUGUCGCAACUUGAAUAUAUGCCUUUCUGAACACACUUCUCGCAACCAUAAUAAGCAGUGUGUCCUUUGAUGCACUUCAAAAAUGCUCUAGCUGGUGCAUCACAUAUGAAUGCGUGCAGCACAACGUCGAACAGGUGAUCAUUGUGAGUAAUGCCUUCCUUUAAAAGCUCAUUCAUUUCUUGCACAAAAUCGCUCAAGUAUGCGCUCAAAUCUUGUGGCUUGCAAUCACCUUCGUACAGUGCAGCAAUGAAUGGUGUACUGUCUGAACUUUCAUUGACUCUUAUAAGUAUGGGCCAAAAUUGCCUCCUUGAACUCCUUGAUAUGGGAAGCCCAUCUAUGUUGAUGACCAAGGAAAGUGUGGAGCAGCUGCUGGGUAUGUUGUCCUCAAUAAUGUGGCGAAGCAAUGUGGCACGUAUACCAAAGUAAUGGUACACACCGUCCCCCAAAGAUUUGACCUCAACUGACCUCGGCGUUUGCAAGAGCGUCCUUGCAUCUUCGGGAAGAUCGGGGUGGAAAGACUUCAGGGCUUUUAGCAGACUUGUCAGGUGGGAGGCAGGUAGUUUUGUCUUGAGCGCCCACUGCUGCAACUUAACCUUUACACUGCCUGUGUCCGCUGCAGAAUGGACAGUAUGAGUAGUCGAGCGUCCAGAAUUCACGUCUGUAUCUGAGUGAACAUCGAAGGCUUCAUGCGACACACUGCCCAAUGCAUCUUCCGAAUAGCCAGCGUAGGCGACAGAGACGACGCUCUCGUAAUCUGAGCUGUCACUCUCUUGACUGCUCCCUGCGGCAUCCACAGACAAAUUGAGUAUUGUCAGCGUGGCAGGCACCUGACCCUCUGGCACACCUUCCAAAGCGUCGUCACUUGGACUGUCAAACACUGUGUUAUCCAGGAAGUUUUGUAGAUCCAUUGAAACAUCAUGCGAGAUCCGCCUCCGUAACUGGCGAGAGCUCACAUUAUGCAACGAGCUUUUCAGCCUACACCGUUUCAUAAUCACAACAAAAUCGUUCUGCGUCAGCGGUAGAGCGACUAGAGCGAAGAAUGCGAAACGCGGCGUUCACUUUUGAAACUUGGCGCGCUGAGCGUCCCGCGUUCCCCAUGUGUGAUAGAGACGCAAGGACUAUGCAAGAACAUGCCAAGCUCUGCUAUCGUCAAAACAACGUUAACAAAGAGGGUAUACUCACCGAAAUCCUUCAAAGCUGAAGAGGCCAUGGAAGUGACUUCAAACUGUAACCUACGGUGGUUGCUCUACAACGCCCGACAGCAAAACGCACACCGGCAUAACAACGACAAGCGCCAUUAAUCACGUGACCGCAUCACAGCCGGGCUGGUGCGGCCGAUGUUUCGUACAAUAGUUGCGUAAAUAUGUGCGCCCCUCAAACCAUGUACAGCGGUUAUAAAAUCGUUCGAAGGGGCAAAAGGCUCUCUGACGUCUUGGACGUUUGGUACAGUGGACAAUCUCCUUCAAAUGAAAAUUUAUAUUGCAGGUACGCGAUCCGGCUAUGUUUGGACAAUGUUGGGCAGCAAUAUUCGGUAAACGUUUUAGUGUAAUGUUGUGGCGACGUUGCCGUGCGUAGAAAAAUGUUGACCAACAUCUAGCAAUGUUGCCACAAUAUUGUUGAAUAUUGCGAAACAUUGCUCCACUAUUUACAGCAUUCGUAACGUCGCAGCAACGUUGUGGCAACAAUAUGUGUUACUAGGGUGUAAGGCCUUUUCUAUUCCAUUUUGUAAGCCAUUGUUUCAUAAUCAUCUUAGAAGACUGAUCAAAGUUAUCUUAGAAGUACUAUUUCAGAGAGCUCUUCCUUUCCUUUUUAUCUCUUUACGAAAUUUGUUGUAUGCCACAUACUCACGCUUCAACUUUAAGUUACACAACUGUGUUAUAUUCGAAAGAACAAGUUAGAUUUUGCUCGGUUUUACUGCAGUAUCCAACACUGGAACAAGGAGCUAAUUAUUUGUGUGUCAUUGUUAGACUAUAUACAAUACGUCUUUAUUAGAGCGCAAAUCUUCUGCUUUAAGAUUUAGAUACGAAAUACUGUUUCAGUCCAUUUAUCUCCUUUGGCUGCUGUGAGGAAAUAAUGAUGUUAAAUGAUGAAUGAGGACAUAAUGAUGUGACACCGAAAACUGGCUACAGAACCACCAUGGCAGAGUUAUAUAGAAGACUCUGCUUGUGAUUUGACACUAUUUCUUUGGGAUUUCAGCAGCGGGAAGUGUUUAGUUUCUUGCUUUGGUAGUACACAGUGUGUACUGCGUGUAUGACAAUUCCUUGUUUGUGAACACAUUUGAUAUAUGUGAUAGGCUUCACGAACAAAGCGUGCUGUGUGUGCAUUAGGGGCAGAGUACAUAUAUGGUUGCUAUGGUAAAGGCAAAGACAGGACGGAGUAAUAAUUGACAUCUAUAUGUUAGAAAAAGUAGCAUGAAAGUGUCGUAGUAAUGACUGCGGUAAACGUACAAAAAUGUACAUUAACAGUCUGCUUAACAAAACGUUCUACAAUGACUGAUCACGUAAAACUGUAUUUUCUUCAUGAAACCAACGUCUUUCAAAAUACAUUUGUAUAUUGGUGUGAAUAAAUUCAUUAUUGGCACUCAGA
Messenger RNA from Ornithodoros turicata, 11547 nucleotides. RefSeq names its product leucine-rich repeat-containing protein 58-like. Gene Ontology annotation, biological process: signal transduction. The record is from RefSeq and is a predicted model, not a curated record. Bases 141 to 1262 code for a protein of 373 amino acids. Lineage: Eukaryota; Metazoa; Arthropoda; Arachnida; Ixodida; Argasidae. The transcript is spliced from 4 exons. Gene Ontology annotation, molecular function: protein binding.